UACAUUAGCUGAUUGUGACAAUAUAUAUAACAAUAAUUUUAUUUUGCUUUACUAGUUAAAGAAAUUUUUUUUCAUAAAUUAAAAAGUGUAAUUUAAAACGGUAUACAAAUUAUCAAUUUGUCUCUAAAUAAUAUUUCAUUACUGUGUUGUUAUUUUUGUUUUACUAUGGCUUUCAAUUUAACAGUUAAAAUACAUCCAGUGGUGUUGUUUCAAAUUGUUGAUGCUUACGAGCGUAGAAAUAUUGACGCUCAUAGAGUAAUUGGAACUUUAAUGGGCACUGUUGACAAAGGAGUGGUAGAAGUAACAAAUUCUUUUGGUGUUCCUCAUAAAGAAUAUGAAGAUACGGUAGAAGCUGAUAUUGUUUAUGCGGCUGACAUGUUUAAAAUGAAUCAAAAAGUAAAUAGGUCUGAACAAAUUGUUGGAUGGUGGGCUACAGGUAGUGAAGUAACAACACAUUCUUCCACUAUUCAUGAAUACUAUUUAAUGGAAUGUAAUAACCCAGUACAUAUUACUUUGGAUACAACAUUGAAAAGUGAUAAUAUGGGAUUAAAAGCAUAUGUCAGUACACAAAUUGGUGUUCCUGGUGGAAAAACUGGAAACAUGUUCAUUAAUGUUCCCAUUGAAGUAACUUCAUAUCAACCUGAAAUAGUUGGGCUAAGUUUAUGUCAAAAAACUGUUUCUGUUGGGCAAAAAUGUCAGGAACCAAUUGCUGAGCUAGUACAAAUCGAAGAAGCGUCUUCAAAAAUAUCUGAUCUUUUAGACAUAGUUUUGGCUUAUGUUGAUAAAGUUUUAGCUUCAAAUGAUUUCAACACAACUGAUAAAAGCUACAUUGGUCGAAUGUUAUUAGAUUUAAUGCAUAGUGUACCACAUGUUACACCUGAGCGUUUUGAAGAAAUGUUCAAUUCUAAUGUUAAAGAUUUAUUGAUGGUUAUUACAUUGUCUCAACUUACAAAAACUCAAUUGGAACUUAACGAAAAACUUACAUUACUCAGUCUGUCUUAAUUUUAAGUUUAAAAAGUAAUAUCUAUUGUAAUUUUAUUGAUGAUAAAGUUCAUUUUUCAAUUCAA
Messenger RNA from Daktulosphaira vitifoliae (grape phylloxera), 1067 nucleotides. It is a transcript of the gene eIF3f1, whose product is annotated as eukaryotic translation initiation factor 3 subunit F-1. Gene Ontology annotation, molecular function: translation initiation factor binding; translation initiation factor activity; metallopeptidase activity. Gene Ontology annotation, cellular component: eukaryotic translation initiation factor 3 complex, eIF3m. Gene Ontology annotation, biological process: translational initiation. The record is from RefSeq and is a predicted model, not a curated record. The transcript has 6 exons. NCBI's taxonomy places the organism in Eukaryota, Metazoa, Arthropoda, Insecta, Hemiptera, Phylloxeridae. The coding region runs from base 166 to 1002 and encodes 278 amino acids.